AUGUUUCUUUUCAAAAGAUAUCUUAGCCUCAUGGAACCAUAUAAUUUAACAGGAACCUUCGAAUUUCUUCUGCUUGGACUCUCAGAGGACCCUGAACUACAACCCAUCUUAUUUGUAUUGUUCCUGCUCAUAUACCUGCUCACUGUACUUGGUAAUGUGCUCAUAAUCUUGGCCAUCAGCUCUGAUUCCCAGCUCCACAGCCCUAUGUACUUCUUCCUCUACAACCUUUCAUUGUCUGACAUGGGCUUCAGCAGCACGACAAUCCCAAAAAUGUUGAUAAACAUGCAGACCCAUGACAAAUCCAUAACUUUUGCAGCCUGCCUAACUCAGGUGUCUUUCUUCUUUCUUUUUGGGGGUAUGGAUAGCCUACUACUGGCUGUGAUGGCCUAUGACCGAUGGGUAGCAAUUUGUCAUCCUCUGCACUACCAAGUCAUUCUGAGCCCUCACCUGUGUAAAUGUUUGGUUAUAGUGUCAUUUUUCAUUAGCCUUGUGAGUUCACAGGUACACUGCUUAAUGGUGUCACAAUUAACAUUUUGUACUAAUAUGGAAAUCUCUCAUUUCUUUUGUGAUGUUCCAGAGCUUGUAAAACUUGCUUGUUCUGACACCACUAUCAGUGACAUAGUCAUGUUUCUUUUAAGCAUCCUUGUUGGUUUCCUCCCAGCCUCGGGAAUAUUUUACUCUUACUAUAAAAUUACGGCCUCUAUUUUUAGAGUUCCAUCAUUGUUAGGGAAAUAUAAAGCCUUCUCUACUUGUGGAUCUCACCUGACAGUUGUUUGCUUAUUUUAUGGAACAGGUAUAGGUGUGUACCUUAGUUCAACAGUUUCUAGUUCUUCCAGGGAAAGUGUUGUGGCUUCGGUAAUGUAUACUAUGGUGGUUCCCAUGAUGAACCCCUUCAUCUACAGCCUAAGGAACAGGGACAUCAAGAAAGCCCUCCAGAAAAUUUUCAGUAAAAUAUCAUAA
Molecule: messenger RNA, 960 nt
Organism: Rattus rattus (black rat)
Lineage: Eukaryota; Metazoa; Chordata; Mammalia; Rodentia; Muridae
Product: olfactory receptor 7E24-like
Exons: 1
Coding region: 1-960 (319 amino acids)
Biological process (GO): G protein-coupled receptor signaling pathway
Cellular component (GO): membrane
Molecular function (GO): olfactory receptor activity; G protein-coupled receptor activity
Source: RefSeq, a predicted model, not a curated record